Messenger RNA from Bradysia coprophila, 774 nucleotides. RefSeq names its product V-type proton ATPase subunit e 2-like. Gene Ontology annotation, molecular function: proton-transporting ATPase activity, rotational mechanism. Gene Ontology annotation, cellular component: proton-transporting V-type ATPase, V0 domain; plasma membrane proton-transporting V-type ATPase complex. The record is from RefSeq and is a predicted model, not a curated record. NCBI's taxonomy places the organism in Eukaryota, Metazoa, Arthropoda, Insecta, Diptera, Sciaridae. Gene Ontology annotation, biological process: proton transmembrane transport.
AAACUGUCAAAAUCCCGUGAUUGACGUUUUACCAUUGGACUAUCCAAUCGAUUUUUCCGUAUCACUUCUGCUUCAGAAAAACACAAGUUUUUCGUCUUGAUCUUCGCGGACGCUGUAAUCUGAAACAAUGGGCGUUGUACCAGUCAUCAUCUUUACCGCAUUAUGGGGCGUUGUUGGCAUCGUUUUGCCAUUCCUAGCUCCAAAAGGACCAAAUCGCGGAAUUGUCCAAUGCGUACUAAUGCUGACGGCAGCAACAUGCUGGCUCUUUUGGCUGUGCUGCUACAUGGCCCAAAUGAAUCCAUUGAUCGGUCCCAGAAUGCACGCAAAUACCAUUCUUAUCAUGGCUAGAGAAUGGGGCAAUCCUAUCGAUUUGGCUGGCUUUGAACCGCCCGCAGAACACUAAUGAUGUUCUUCGGCGAGAUGUUGUUAGGAAAUUGAAGGGAAAUGCAAUGCUGCACAGUGGGAUUUGUUGGAGGAAAAAGUUUAAAUAUUUACGAUGAGGGAGAGGAAUCCAGUAUUUGUAUGUGCGCAACGGAUACUGUGGCAUUGCAUCCGGAAACAAUUUUUGUUUUCUUAAUUUUCUAUUAGUUUUAUGUUUACUCUUGGAAUCGUCUAACUUGUUUGGUUUGAGAAAAAAAGUUUCGUUUUGUCCGUAUAGCGACACCCUGCGCUGUAUUUCUAUUAUUUUUAGUUCUUCUUCUUAUUGUUGUACAGUUCAGUCAUGCUAAGAUGUAUAUUUACCUCUGAAUAAAACGAUCUAUUUAAACUUGAAAA